Alternaria novae-zelandiae is the source of this 822-nucleotide messenger RNA. RefSeq lists its product as uncharacterized. The coding region runs from base 1 to 822 and encodes 273 amino acids. NCBI's taxonomy places the organism in Eukaryota, Fungi, Ascomycota, Dothideomycetes, Pleosporales, Pleosporaceae. The record is from RefSeq and is a predicted model, not a curated record. The transcript has 6 exons.
AUGAAUAAACAUGGCUUAGGUCGUCACACCGACACUCUCGAGAAGUCAGAUCACCAAGAGUACCUGAAGUUGACCUUCAUACAAGCUCUUGUCUCCAGUAUUGGUGGUAUGGCCUUCCUCAAGCUGUCCGUCGGGUUCUCACUCCUUCGCUUGGGUGUUCCAACGUUAUACAACAGGAUACUCUGGUCGCUUAUCGCAUUCGUCUGUCUCUACACACUCGUAUCUUGGAGUGAAUGGGCUGCCGUGUGCAAACCUAUCGCCGGCUUCUGGAAUAAGGACCUCAAGCCAACUUGCGUGCCUGUGAAAAUUCACAAGGGCUUCGCGCUGAUGAACACGAGCUGCAACAUGUUUACGGAUAUCUGCUUUGCAACCAUCCCUAUCCCCAUCAUUAUGGGGUUGCAGAUGAAGCAGAAAACUCGCAUGUACCUCAUCUUUGUUCUGAGCUUGGGCUACACAGCGGUGGCCAUGGGCAUCGUCAAGGCCGUUGUCCAGAACACAAAGAGAGGCGACCCCGACCAGUCAUUCACAAACGACAUCCAAUUCUGGGGCUUCCUCCAAGUGAACGUCGGAAUCAUAGCCGCAUGUGCGCCAUCGCUCAAGCCCCUCGUCGGUGGCAUUCUUCGCCUCCCCUCGACGCAGUAUUCCAACAGCCGAAGUAACUUCGCCUCGGGAUCGAACGGUCAGUCCAACAAAAGUAGAAUGCAAAGCAGGAUACGCGUUAGCACUCGGAUUGAGAGCAAAGGGUGGAUAAGGACAGACAGCGAUAUCGAGCUGGAUGAACGGGAGUCCUUUGGCAGCCAGGCGCAAAUAACGAGCAAUUAG